GCCCUUUAACAGAAACACGUGGUUUCUGCAAACAUCCGGGUUUCAGAAAAGUGGAAACAAAAAUUGCAACAAUGUUUUGACGCACAGCUCCUUUGACGCACGUCUUUGCCAAACUUCUACUUCUGUCAUCGUGUCCAUGUUGUUGAAAUAUGAAGAUGGAGGACGGCAGCCUGGUUUCAGACUCUGAGGACAUCUCUACGCUGUUCUCUGCGCAAACGCCGAGUGCCAAACACAAAGAUUUAAGCUGCCAGUUCUCUGCCGUGAGAAAAGUGCGCGGAGACGGGAACUGUUUCUACAGAGCUUUCUGCUUCGCACACUUGGAGUCAGUCCUGCAUAACGCCAGAGCUCUGCAGAGAUUCAAGGACAAGAUCGUCCAUAGCAGCAAAGUUUUGACUUCUGCAGGAUUUGAUGAGAGUUCCUUCAGGCACCACCUAAACACAGUUGUGAACGUGGUGGAGCAGUGCCAGGCCCAGCAGCAGGAGGACACGCUGCUCCGGCUCUUCAAUGAACCCGUGACCUCUGACGGCCUGGUUCAGUAUCUCAGGCUGCUCACCUCAGCGCACCUGCAGAACCACGCAGACUUCUUCUGCAACUUUGUGGAGGCGCCUGAUCUACACGUCUACUGUCGCCAAGAAGUGGAGGCCAUGGCGAUGGAGUGUGACCAUGUGGACAUCUUGGCCCUGACACAAGCCCUGGACAUUUGCAUCCACAUCGUCUCCAUGGAGGGUGACGAACAGCAGCUGGCUCACCACAUCAUUCCAGAGGGAGCUGAACCAUCCCUGUACCUCCUCUACCAAACGUCACAUUAUAACAUUCUCUACCCACGACCUCAGCUCUGACCAGCAGGCCACUGGGACUCAACUCAGGAAAACUGACUUUAGUUGAAUAAAUCGCAACUGGGCUUUGAGACAGUUAUGAAAAGAGAUUUUUAUAAAAUCUUGCAUUUUACAGCGAUGCAACAACAUCUGUAAAAACAAUUAUUGCACAAUGUGCGUUAAGUAUUUAAAUGAAUCAAAAAGAUUUAUGUUUUUUAACAUGAAUUAAAUGAUAUAAAGCCA
Messenger RNA from Amphiprion ocellaris (clown anemonefish), 1058 nucleotides. Its product is annotated as ubiquitin thioesterase OTUB2. NCBI's taxonomy places the organism in Eukaryota, Metazoa, Chordata, Actinopteri, Pomacentridae. Gene Ontology annotation, cellular component: nucleus. The transcript is spliced from 6 exons. Gene Ontology annotation, biological process: protein K48-linked deubiquitination; negative regulation of double-strand break repair. The record is from RefSeq and is a predicted model, not a curated record. The coding region runs from base 150 to 839 and encodes 229 amino acids. Gene Ontology annotation, molecular function: cysteine-type deubiquitinase activity; ubiquitin binding.